AAAUGUUUUAACACCAAAAAGUAGCCAAAGACAAAGGAUAAAGACAUGGAAAAACUCUUGACUUAGAUAUAGUUUGGCUAUAAGAUAUCAUUGGUUAGUGAUUUAACAUAUAUAAUUCCGUAACUGAAAAAUUACAUACUAAAUAUUAAGAACUUGCUAAUUAUGGAGAAUAUUUUAAAUAUUAAUAAUAAAGUGUUGUUUUUUUGUCAUAUAAGUUUUAAUGAAAUAAGGUAAAUUUACAUCUUAUGUACUGUUAUUUGUCUUCAUUUUCAAUUACUAGUUAAUUUAUUCCACGGACAUACGCAUUACGUUAAUUCAUUGGAUAUAUCGUUCUAUUGUUUGCGAAGGUGUAAAGUUUGUUGAACAAAUGAACUCGCCCCGGAUGAUUAAGUCACAUCUACAUCACUUUUUGCUUCCUGUACAGCUACAGAAAGGAAAAGGCAGGAUUAUCUACAUCGGAAGAAAUCCAAAAGAUAUAGCAACAUCAUUCUUCAGACAGCUGAAAUGGACAGGAGUCCUAAAAGAAAGCGAUAACAAUUUUGAAAAGUUUGUUGAUGCAUUUGUCAGUGGGACUGGACCUUACUGCCCCUGGCCACGCCAUGUUUUGGAGUUCUGGGAAAGGCGGAAUAAUAAAAAUGUCCUAUUUCUAAAGUACGAGGAAGUUGUCCGUGAUAAACCAAAAGCUAUUAGACAGAUAGCUCAAUUUCUUGGCAGAACGCUGACAGACGAUGACGUCGCAAAAAUAUGUGACUACUGUUCUGUGGACAAGAUGAAAAAUAAUCCAAUGUGUAACAUGUCAUACUGGAGAGAUUAUAAGAAACUGUAUGAUUAUGCAGACGGGGGCUUUAUUAAUCAAGGAAAGGCGGGGGCAUGGAAAAGUUUAUUGACGCCAGAGAUUUCAAAGAAAAUUGAAAGACUUCUAGACGAAAUUGAAGGUUCUGGACUUACCUUUGAUGAAGAAUAGAUGACCAUUUCUGAAUGUGAACAUAAAUAUUCUUAUAGUUAUUCAUGUUCAUUUAGAUGCUUAGAUAUCGUGUGGUUAUUUGAUUCCAAAUGUAGGAGUGAUGUAAAAAUGGCAUAGUCUUUAUACAGAGAGCCAGCAUAUAACCUAGCUGAAUUGAAAGUUUAAUAUGUUCUGUUACAGAUGAAAGAAUGAAAUGGCAUAACAGCACUUAUGUAAAUAAAACAUCUAGAUAUAGAGGAAA
Molecule: messenger RNA, 1205 nt
Organism: Mercenaria mercenaria
Lineage: Eukaryota; Metazoa; Mollusca; Bivalvia; Venerida; Veneridae
Product: sulfotransferase 1E1-like
Exons: 5
Coding region: 368-964 (198 amino acids)
Biological process (GO): sulfation
Cellular component (GO): cytoplasm
Molecular function (GO): sulfotransferase activity
Source: RefSeq, a predicted model, not a curated record